Molecule: messenger RNA, 1963 nt
Organism: Populus trichocarpa (black cottonwood)
Lineage: Eukaryota; Viridiplantae; Streptophyta; Magnoliopsida; Malpighiales; Salicaceae
Product: glucan endo-1,3-beta-glucosidase 2
Exons: 4
Coding region: 230-1747 (505 amino acids)
Biological process (GO): carbohydrate metabolic process
Cellular component (GO): plasma membrane
Molecular function (GO): hydrolase activity, hydrolyzing O-glycosyl compounds
Source: RefSeq, a predicted model, not a curated record
GGAUUACACUUAUAACAAUGCUAUGCUUUGUUCACUGUGUAAAAAAGUUGCAGAUGAUAUCUUCACCGUUCAUUCUCUGACCUUAACUCUCUUUUACUGCCCUUAUUUUCUUGUUUCUUUACCCCAUCACUCCCUUUUAUUAGUGCUCUUUGUUAACGCCAUUUUCACACUCUCUCUUCUCGUUCUCCAUUUACGUUCUUGGGGUUUCAGUUUUCAGUUCCUUUAGAGAAUGUUUUGGAGUAUGGAGUCUGUCUUUGUGCUUAUACUUCUGCUUUCAGCAGCUGUCUCUUCUUUUGUUGCUGCUGAUGAUGAAGCAUUCAUUGGUGUUAACAUAGGAACAGACCUUUCGGACAUGCCACACCCAACUCAAGUGGUAGCCCUCCUCAAGGCUCAGCAAAUCAGACAUGUCCGGCUCUAUGAUGCUGACCGUGGCAUGCUAGUUGCACUUGCUAAUACAGGCAUUCAGGUCAUGGUCUCUGUUCCCAAUGAACAACUUCUGGGAAUUGGUCAAUCGAAUUCCACUGCUGCUAAUUGGGUUUCGCAUAAUGUGGUGGCUCAUUACCCAGCUACAAACAUCACAGCCAUUUGUGUAGGUUCUGAGGUUUUCACAGCCGUUCCCAAUGCAGCGUCAGUCCUUGUCAAUGCCAUGAAGUUCAUUCAAUCAGCCCUUGUUGCAUCCAACCUAGAUCGCCAAAUCAAAGUUUCAACACCCCUUUCUUCCUCUAUUAUCCUUGAUUCCUUCCCACCAUCCCAAGCCUUCUUUAACAAAACGUGGAAUCCUGUUUUGAUUCCCAUGCUCAAUUUCUUGCAGUCAACAGGGUCACACUUGAUGCUCAAUAUAUACCCUUACUAUGACUACAUGCAAUCAAAUGGUGUAAUUCCAUUAGAUUAUGCACUCUUGAAGCCUCUUGCUCCAAACAAGGAAGCUGUUGAUGCUAACACACUUGUUCACUAUUCCAAUGUCUUUGAUGCUAUGAUUGAUGCAACUUACUUUGCCAUGGAUUUCCUAAACUUUACUAACGUUCCUGUUAUGGUUACUGAAACUGGCUGGCCAUCAAAAGGUGAUUCUAAUGAGCCGGAUGCAACUCUAGAUAAUGCCAACACUUACAACAGUAAUUUGAUUAGGCAUGUGCUGAACAAAACUGGAACUCCCAAACACCCUGGAAUUGCUGUUAGUACAUACAUUUAUGAGCUUUAUAAUGAAGAUUUGAAACCCGGUCCAGUCUCAGAGAAGAAUUGGGGAUUGUUUAAUGCAAAUGGGGAGCCUGUUUACAUUUUGCAUCUGACCGGGUCAGGCUUAGUGUUAGCAAAUGACACUACGAACCAAACAUACUGUACUGCAAAGCAAGGUGCUGAUCCAAAGAUGCUGCAAGCUGCUUUGGAUUGGGCAUGUGGACCUGGCAAGGUUGAUUGCUCUGCUAUGUUGCAGGGAGAGCCAUGUUACCAACCAGACAAUGUGAUUGCGCAUGCAACUUAUGCAUUUAACAGUUACUAUAAUCAGAUGGGGAAGGCUCCUGGGACAUGUGACUUCAAUGGUGUGGCCGCUAUCACCACUACAAAUCCAAGUCAUGGCACUUGUGUGUUCCCAGGAAGCACUGGCAGGAUGAAUGGCACCAUGGUAAACAUUACAGCCCCAUCAAUGAAUUCCACGAGUGCAGCUCCUUCUGCCAGAGAUCUUUACAACCUCGGUUCUACGAACUUCUUAGUGCUUCUCAGAGUUCUAAUCUGUAGCAUAGUUUUCUUGUAAAAUGGUAUCUGCUGAAAUCUCUUGCAACGCCAAAAAUUUUGAGUCGGAGGAAGUGCUUACCUUCUUCUUGGUGGAGGUUCGAGGUCAUCAGUAGGGGAAUUGGUGCAUUGAAUUUUUGUACAAAAGAAACUGGAGAAGAGCCUGAACUUAGUUUGGCAUCCACUGGAUUAUUAUUCUUUUUAAUGAAAGAUUUGAUAUUUAUCCUUCUGAUUAAAA